CCACAUCCCUAGCAUCCGCACCCUGUUCUCAGGUCAGCCAUGGAGGACCUCCCCUCCGGCGCGAAUGCUGCGGCUGCGGCCGCCUCACUACAGGCUGCCAUCGAACACCUCGAGCAGGCCGAAGCCAUGAGCCGGCAUGAGGACUCCCUCUCCCCGAAGUCGGUCAACUAUCACCGGCCGUCGGACGGCUAUCAGAUCGUCGCCCCGCCGCCCCUAAUCACCGAGGCUCCCUAUGACUUCAGCCUUUCGCAUUUCACAUACCGAUCGAUCAUUCGUGUGCUUACUGAGGUCCCGGUGGCUCUGCUGACCAUGCUCAGCACAGCCAUCUCCUCGACCAAGUACCUGCUGUACCUGUUGGUUAAUGUGUCCUACACCGCGAUCAUCACUUGUAUUACCUUUACCUGGCAUCUAUUCGCCAUCAUCGGUGUCGCGUUUUGGCGCUUCAUCCAGUCUCUCCGCUCAUUCUCUCGGACCGCGUACCAUUUCUCCCGGUCGCCGAUGGGUGUCAUCUCGGUCAUCCUUGUCCUGAUGGUCGCCCUGUCCGCCAAUUCCGGGCACCAUAUUCCCUCUGGGGCCGGCGGCGUUGCUGCCCUCUUCAGCGGUCCAGUGGGCAUGGCCCUGACCGAGCCCCUUGUCGUGGUUCGGGACUCGGUGCAGACGGCCCUGGCUCAAGCGGCCGAUCGCAUCCCGAUGGGCCAGUCCAUUGCCGCGGUGAAAGUUCUCUCGGAGCAGGCACAGGCGUCCAUUGGUCAGGUGUAUACAGGUGUGACGGCCCUCCCGCAGUCCUUCCUGGCCUGGUUGCGGCAGCUGGUCGACUCGUCGGUGGCUCUGUUGCCGGCCGCAUCGUCGCUGCCCUCGGUUUCCCUGCCCUCCUUGUCCCUCCCGGCGCUCCCCACGGCUGGGGACUUCCUGCCGACCGGGCUCUUUGCCGUGCGCAAGCCCCUGCCCAAGUCCGGCGCCGACGCCGACGCCGACGCCGACGCCGAGGACGUCCGGCCAACGCGCGACCCUCGCAGCACCUGGUCCCUUCGCCAGCUGCUUGAUUGGCUGCGUGCUCUUCUAAACAGCAUGGUCCCAGGGUUCCUGCGUCUUGAUGCGGCCUCCGGCCCCGGCUCUCCCGGCGGUGCUGGUCCCUUCGUGCCAGUGCCGACUCCAGCCCGGCCGACGAUCCCCUCGACCGUUGUCGCGCCCGUGGGUGACCUUGACGUCGGCCUGGCCGAGCAGCUGACCAAUGAGCUGUUGGCCCUGAAGUCGGAGCUUGCGCGUGUGUCGCGCGAGUGCACCGCAGCCCGGGCCCAUGCCUCCGAAGCACUCAUUGUUUCAAAGAAUGUGGCCGCCGCCGAGCAGCCGGUCGUCCCUGCGGCGCCAGUCAUCGCCGAGGUGGAUCCGGUGCAGCUGCAGGACUUUGUUCGCAGUGCCGAUCUCGACAGCAUCAUCUCGGCGUCCGGAUCUCGGCUGCUGGCCGACCUGCUUGCUGACAAGUAUCUGCCGGACUUGCGUGCCGAGGUGGCUUCGCAGAUCGAGGAGCUCGCCCAGCGCUUCGAUACCAUUGCCCAAAAGGAGGCCAGCAUCUUGGCCCAGCUGGAGGGCGUCCGCGACUCGGCCGACCGGGUGGCCAUCCUCGAGGCCCUCUAUGCUGGGGUGGAGGAGUCGCCCGCCCUGUCGCCCCUGUAUGCUGGCCUGUCUAAGCUUGGCACCUCGGUGGAUGACCUGGCCGGGCAGUUGUCUGAUGAGGUGGACUUCAUUCGCAAGGCCGUGCCGCGGGUUGAGCGGUCAGCCGCCGAUGCGGAGGAGCAUGCGCGCAUGGCACGCGCUAGCCGAACCGACAUCCCGGCCCUCGUAGGCCAGGCUCUCCUGGAUGCUGAUCUCCAGGGUCUGGUUGAUCGCGCUAUUGCGGCCAGCAAGCAGCAGCAGCAGCAGCAGCAGCAGCAGCAGCAGCCAGAGCCAGCUGCCGGCGGUGUGGACCCCAAGGAGGUGGUCCUGCUCGGCAAGGCCCUGCGGUCGAUGAACGAGUCGCUGGAGAGCCACUCCGAGCGUCUGACUGAUCUGUCCCUGCGCAUCGACCUGAUGGAGCAGAAUGAUCGCCAAUUGGAGGGCAAGACCAUCAAGAUGGAGAAUGACCUCCGCCAGGAGCUGGCCCAGCAGGCGGACAGCCUCUUCGACCAGGGACAGCAGCUGGCCGUGCUGGAGUCGGCUCAUCGCGAGUCAAGUGUCAUCAUCCGGCAGAUUGCCGAACGGCCGGCGGCGGCCAGCCCGGCGCAGACGCCACCCACCCUGACCGAUGGUCAUCUUUCCCCCCUGAAGGAUUACAUUGGUCAGGUGGACCACGCUCUUCAAUCGGCCGGUGCCUCGAUCUACUACCCGAUGACCACGGCGCCGCGAAUGCUGGCCCGCCCGACGGAUGCCAGUGCCGACCGUCAGUCGCUCAUCGGUCGUCUGUUUAGCAACCGCAAGAAGACCCGGCCCACCUUCCUCCCUAGCCCGGAGACUGUCCUCCGUAGCUACUAUGAGCGCGGAUGGUGCUACGAGUUCGGCGCACAGGAGGGCGCCAUCGGCAUUCGCCUGCCGUACCCAAUCAUCGUGUCUGGCUUCACCAUUGAUCACAUUGAUCCGGCCAUCGCUCCGAGCUCCGGCUCUGCUCCCAAGCGUGUCUCCCUUAAUGCUUACGACCCCCUGACCGAGUCCAGCGUUCAGGUCGCGCGAGGCAUCUUCAAGGUUGGCGAGGGCCACUCCUCGAUCCAGACCUUCGACGUUCUGCCCAUGUUCCAGACGUCCACCAUCGCGCACCAGAUCUUUGUCCUGCGUGUCUUCGACAACCACUCGACUCCGGAGAAGCCCGAGUCGACCUGCCUCUACCGCGUGCGCAUUCACGGCCAGCGUGUCUGAGGGCCCCGCACUCCGGCUCCCUCGUAUCUUUCACAUUCCUGUGCCCUCCUUUUCCGGAAAAGGGGGCUCAAACAUUGAAAAAAAAAAAAAAGCAACUCCCAACAACGACAAUAGCAGACUGUCCUCCUCCUUGACCUCUUCCUGCUCCCCUCCGAAUGGGAUUUGCCCUGGCAGGUUUAUCUUCUUGCUUCGUGUUACUGCCACACACAUGGUCACAAAACACGGAGGAGGCAAGUGGUCGGCCACCAAAAUCAACAAUAAACAAAGCUGCAUCCCA
This is a messenger RNA of Fonticula alba, 3163 nucleotides long. RefSeq lists its product as hypothetical. The record is from RefSeq and is a predicted model, not a curated record. Lineage: Eukaryota; Rotosphaerida; Fonticulaceae. The coding region runs from base 40 to 2886 and encodes 948 amino acids. Gene Ontology annotation, biological process: nuclear envelope organization. The transcript has 7 exons. Gene Ontology annotation, cellular component: nuclear envelope. Gene Ontology annotation, molecular function: protein-membrane adaptor activity.